AUGAAGUUUCUUCUUGGAACUACAGUUGCGGCUCUGGCCUGCCUCUCGGGGCAAGCCUUGGGAAGAGCUGUUUCACAUAGGAGUAAACCUUUGACUGUGCUCGGGCACCCUGAUAUCGAACGAAGAGCUUUAUUACAGGACAUUGUAACAUGGGAUAAUCAAUCGCUCUACAUCCAUGGAGAAAAACUGAUGAUAUUCUCUGGCGAAGUUCAUCCUUUCCGUCUUCCAGUCGCUUCCCUGUACAUCGACAUCUUCCACAAGAUCAAAGCUCUAGGAUUCAACACCGUCUCUUUCUAUGUUGACUGGGCGCUACUGGAGGGGAAACCUGGUACUUAUCGCGCAGAGGGCAUCUUUGAUUUGCAACCCUUCUUCGAUGCUGCAAAACAAGCUGGAAUUUACCUACUUGCUCGUCCGGGCCCCUAUAUCAAUGCUGAAGUGUCCGGCGGAGGUUUCCCAGGGUGGCUUCAGAGAGUAAAUGGUACGCUACGAACGCGAGAUCCGGCUUAUUUCGAUUCUACCAAGAACUAUGCAAAUCACAUUGCUGGAACAAUCGCCAAAAACCAAAUCACCAAGGGCGGCCCUAUCAUUCUCUAUCAACCGGAAAAUGAGUACUCCGGCUGGGCUACCGGAUAUUCAGAUGAUCCGCAAUAUAUGCAAGACAUUGAAGACACAGCUAGAAAUGCUGGAGUUAUCGUGCCGUUUAUCAGUAAUGAUGCAGGCGCCUAUGGACACAAUGCACCCGGAUCCGGCGUUGGGGCUGUCGAUAUUUAUGGCCAUGAUUCGUAUCCGCUGGGAUUUGACUGCGCCAACCCUUCGACAUGGCCGGCAGGUGAUCUACCAACGUAUUUCCGCCAAACCCAUGUACAACAAAGCCCAUCUACUCCGUUUUCACUUGUUGAGUUCCAAGGCGGUUCUUUCGAUCCAUGGCAAGGCCCCGGGUUCGCUAAAUGCACGGCUUUACUCGGUCCUGAGUUUGAAAGAGUCUUCUAUAAGAAUAACAUAGCUGCCGGUGCUGUAUUCUUGAAUUUGUAUAUGACAUUCGGUGGCACAAAUUGGGGCAACCUGGGCUAUCCUGAUGGAUACACAUCCUACGACUACGGUUCUGCAAUCUCGGAAUCCCGAAACAUCACUCGUGAGAAAUACAGUCAGUUGAAACUGAUUGGAAACUUCCUCAAAGUUUCACCUUCUUACCUUGAUGCUGUACCUGGCAGUGCUUCGAAUUCCACGUACAGUAGUACGUCAGCACUGACGGUUACGCCCUUGAUCGGUCGAAGUACCAAAUCGUCAUUUUUUGUCGUUCGACACUCGGACUAUUCCAGUCUAGCUUCGACCAGCUAUACUCUGAAGGUACCAACUAGUGCCGGCGUUCUGACUUUGCCUCAACUCAGUGGAUCCUUGUCUCUCAAUGGCCGUGAUUCCAAGAUUCAUGUGACCGAUUACAAUGUUGCGGGUACAAAUAUCUUGUAUUCAACUGCUGAGGUGUUCACGUGGAAGAAUUUCUCCGAUUACAAGGCGCUUGUUCUGUAUGGUGGACCAGGGGAACAUCAUGAGCUGGCCAUUUCCUCCUCGUCCAAUGCACAGAUCUCGGUUGUUGAUGGUUCCAAGUCCGGAGUAACGACCAAGAUACAGAAUGGACAAGCAAUCAUUGCAUGGGAUGUAUCUUCUUCCCGCAGGGUUGUAAAGGUGGAUGACCUACUCGUAUUCUUGCUCGACCGCAACUCGGCGUACAGUUACUGGGUCCCUCAAGUUAGUACAUCAAAUAGUAGUGUCGAAUUCUCCAGCCAGGAGACAGUUGCAAACUCCAUCAUCGUGAACGCCGGCUAUCUCGUACGUUACGCGUAUCUCCAAGGGAACGAAUUGCACCUCUCUGCAGAUUUCAACGCCACCACCAACGUUGAAGUUAUUGGGGCACCCCCAUCCGCAACUAGAUUGUUUGUUAACGGUGUCCAAUACGACCAUGCAAAGACUUCCAACGGAUUCUGGACUGCGUCUGUGAAAUACAAUGCUCCGAAAAUUAGCUUGCCAGACUUCUCAAAGCUGACAUGGAAAUACGUCGACUCACUGCCUGAAAUUCAGGCAACGUACGAUGACAGUGCAUGGAUCAGUGCCAACCAUGACUGGACCAAUAACACUGCCAAUCCACUCAAGACUCCCGUGUCACUUUAUGCUUCCGACUACGGUUUUAACACCGGUCACCUGCUUUAUCGGGGUCAUUUUGUGGCUAAUGGCAACGAGAAGUACUUCAAUGUCCAGACUAUAGGUGGCAGUGGGUUUGGAAGUAGUGUAUGGCUAAAUGAUAAACUCUUGGGAUCAUGGACGGGCAGUGCAAACAAUGAUUCCGCGGCCUCCAGCUACACUUUGUCGGCCUUGAAAGCUGGAUCCAGCUAUAAUCUCACAAUACUUGUCGCUAAUACCGGCCUGGAAGAGGACUGGACAGUUGGUACAGAGACAAUGAAAACUCCAAGAGGCAUUCUCAAUUUUGACCUCUCCGGUCACAGUCAAAGCGAUGUCACCUGGAAGUUGACCGGUAACUUAGGCGGAGAAGACUACGUUGACCUUGCUCGCGGACCUUUGAAUGAAGGUGGACUCUAUGCUGAGCGUCAAGGAUGGCACCAACCAUCUCCUCCAAGCAGUGACUGGAAAACAUCGAGUCCCUUGGAGGGCAUCAGUCAAGCUAGAGUAGGUUUCUACUCGACUUCUUUCACUCUUGAUCUUCCCGAAGGAUAUGAUAUUCCGCUAUACUUUGCCUUUGGCGAUAGCAGCGGCAGUUUAUACCGAGCGCAGCUUUAUGUCAACGGAUACCAGUAUGGGACAUAUGUCCCGCAGCUUGGUCCUCAGACGGAAUUCCCUGUUCCACAAGGUAUUUUGAAUUACCAAGGCGAGAAUUGGGUGGCUAUCACCCUAUGGGCACAGGAGAGCAGUGGUGCAAAAGUGGACAGCUUUGAACUGAUCAACACCACGCCAGUGUUGACGGCCUUGACAGGAAUUGAAUCCUCGCCGCAGCCUGCAUAUAGUCAGAGAAAGGGGGCUUACUAA
This is a messenger RNA of Talaromyces stipitatus ATCC 10500, 3036 nucleotides long. RefSeq names its product beta-galactosidase, putative. The coding region runs from base 1 to 3036 and encodes 1011 amino acids. Lineage: Eukaryota; Fungi; Ascomycota; Eurotiomycetes; Eurotiales; Trichocomaceae. Gene Ontology annotation, biological process: carbohydrate metabolic process. Gene Ontology annotation, cellular component: vacuole. The transcript has 9 exons. Gene Ontology annotation, molecular function: beta-galactosidase activity. The record is from RefSeq and is a predicted model, not a curated record.